CCUCCCCGCCUUGUUUUCCAACUUCUCUAGGAGCAGCCGGACAGCAGGCAACGGGACGCAGCACACAGAGGAGGUACCAGGACCCUGGGCGCCCCGGAGUUGGAACUCCUGCUUCCUCGAAUGCCCCCCUUCCCCACUCCGUGCUGGCACACCUGCCCCUCCCAGCUGGCGAGACCCCUUCCUCCUCAGCGACGAUCCCCACCCGUCUUCUCCUUCCUGAACCAGGCUCUCUUUUUCCGGGCGGGCGGAGUCGAAAUCGUGGGUGUCAGCACCCUGGACCCCAGAGCCAGAAGCAGUGAGAACCCUGACCCCUAACCCCACUGCAUCCAGCCAAUAGGAGCCCAGCCACGAUGGCGGAGCUGCAGGAGGUGCAGAUCACGGAGGAGAAGCCGCUGUUACCAGGGCAGACACCUGAGGUGGCCAAGGAGGCUGAGUUAGCUGCCCGAAUCCUCCUGGACCAGGGACAGACUCACUCUGUGGAGACACCUUAUGGCUCUGUCACUUUUACUGUCUAUGGCACCCCCAAACCAAAACGUCCAGCGAUACUCACCUACCAUGAUGUGGGACUCAACUAUAAAUCUUGCUUCCAGCCGCUGUUUCAAUUCGGGGAUAUGCAGGAAAUUAUUCAGAACUUCGUGCGGGUUCAUGUGGAUGCUCCUGGGAUGGAAGACGGGGCUCCUGUAUUCCCUGUGGGAUACCAGUACCCGUCUCUGGACCAGCUUGCGGACAUGAUCCCUUGCAUCCUGCAGUACUUAAAUUUCUCCACAAUAAUUGGAAUUGGUGUUGGAGCUGGAGCCUACAUCCUGUCACGAUAUGCUCUUAAUCACCAGGAUUCAGUCGAGGGACUUGUCCUCAUCAACAUUGAUCCCAAUGCCAAGGGUUGGAUGGACUGGGCAGCCCACAAGCUUACAGGCCUUACCUCUUCCAUUUCGGAGAUGAUCCUUGGACAUCUUUUCAGCCAGGAAGAGCUGUCUGGAAAUUCUGAGUUGAUACAAAAGUAUAGAAAUACCAUUACACAUGCUCCCAAUCUGGAGAACAUUGUACUAUACUGGAACAGCUAUAACAACCGCCGAGACCUGAACUUUGAGCGUGGAGGUGAUAUCACUCUCAAGUGCCCUGUGAUGCUGGUGGUAGGAGACCAAGCACCCCAUGAAGAUGCAGUGGUGGAAUGUAACUCCAAGCUGGACCCCAUCCAGACCUCUUUCCUCAAGAUGGCCGACUCCGGAGGUCAGCCCCAGCUGACUCAGCCAGGCAAGCUGACCGAGGCCAUCAAGUACUUCCUGCAAGGCAUGGGCUACAUGGCCUCCUCCUGCAUGACUCGCCUGUCCCGUUCUCGCACAGCCUCCCUGACCAGUGCGGCAUCCUUUGAUGGCAAUCGGUCCCGCUCUCGCACCCUGUCCCAGAGCAGCGAGUCUGGGACUCUCCCUUCAGGGCCCCCAGGGCACACCAUGGAGGUCUCCUGUUGAGUGGCCCUUGUUGCCCUGGUGUGGGACCCACCCUCACCUCCCCCAGCACUAACCUGGGAGGUGCAUAGGGCACUGGGCCAGAGUGAGCAAGGGAAGAUGGGCAGAUCAUGUGGGGACAUGGCCUUGAUCUUGGAUUGCUUCCCUAACCUUGACCUCUAACUUGUGAUUCCUCUCAGCUGAGAGAGAGAUCCUAAUAUCUCUUAGGGACCCGGACCCCUAAAUGAUCCCUUUCCCUCAUUCUUGUGUUAAGGCGGAGAGGGCACGUGUCCCCUCUCCCUAAUCUAGGUGUCUGUAGAGGAGGGAUAAGAGGCUGCUGUAGGUGUCCAUGGUGCCUCCCCCAGACUCUCCCUACUCAUCCCAUUGCAAGGGUAGGGCUGGGUCUCCAUUCACCAAAGCGGACAUGGCUUCUCAUUAACCCUUCAGGUCUCUGAAGGGUAUGGGCCUAAAUGAAUGUGUCACGGGAGGCUUGCUGCUGGGUUAGUUGUCCUCAGGAUGUGAGAGAAACAUCCAGUGUGUGAAUAGAAGUUGGACUGGGAGGUGACGGGCAAUGAACAAGUUUGAGGAAAGGACUGGAGCUGAGGCAACAGGAAGGGGCCUGGGGCCAUUGGCUGCACUAACUUUGGUAGCUAUCGAGACAGAGUGUGUCUAGAGUGGGAAGCGGGUGGGAACCAAGGGCUGCUUGGGGCUUGGCAUAGGAGUGGAAAGGGCUCCCUUGGGGCUCUGACCACGGUGUGUUAUGUGUGGAAGGUGCUCUCCUGUCUCCCACAACUUCUGCUGUAACAAUAAACUGUAGAGGAAUCUGAUCAC
Messenger RNA from Rhinolophus ferrumequinum (greater horseshoe bat), 2273 nucleotides. RefSeq names its product NDRG family member 2 (gene NDRG2). The record is from RefSeq and is a predicted model, not a curated record. Gene Ontology annotation, cellular component: cytoplasm. Bases 351 to 1466 code for a protein of 371 amino acids. The transcript has 17 exons. Lineage: Eukaryota; Metazoa; Chordata; Mammalia; Chiroptera; Rhinolophidae. Gene Ontology annotation, biological process: signal transduction.